Molecule: messenger RNA, 1584 nt
Organism: Lycium barbarum (goji berry)
Lineage: Eukaryota; Viridiplantae; Streptophyta; Magnoliopsida; Solanales; Solanaceae
Exons: 2
Coding region: 1-1143 (380 amino acids)
Source: RefSeq, a predicted model, not a curated record
AUGGGCAGCUUGGCUCGAUUUACUGCUGAAGAACGACCUAUGGCUAAGGAUAUUCAAGCAUUAUCCAACCGUGGGGUUCGGAUUGAUCAUACAGUACAAGGAAGGUUACUUGCAGUUGUGAUGGCACAAUCGUCCUUAAUGGGGCAGGUCAAAGCUUGCCAAUAUGAAGAUCCCCGUCUUGCUAGAUUGCGAGAUCGAGUGCAAAAUGGGGGCGUUAAGUCAUUCUCUAUUGAUGAUGAAGGCGUGUUACGUUGUCAUGGUAGACUGUGUAUUCCUAUGGUGGGUAAUGUGAAGCAGCUAAUUCUUGAAGAGGCUCAUAGCUCGCGAUACUCCAUCCACCCAGGUGCUACGAAGAUGUACCAAGACUUGCGUGGAUUAUAUCGGUGGAAAGGUAUGAAGGCUGAUAUUUUGAAACAUAUGACAAGUUUCUUAAAUUGUCAGCAGUGGGACGAUCAGUUGCCUUUGGCAGAGUUUGCUUAUAAUAACAGCUACCAAUCGAGUAUACAGAUGGCGCCGUUUGAGGCUCUAUAUGGUCGCAGGUGUCGUUCACCAGUUGGAUGGUUCGAACUGGGCGAAGCACAACUAUUAGGUCCAGAUCUGGUUCAGCAAGCCUUGGAAAACGUUGCAUUGAUACGAGAACGGCUUCAGACAGCACAAAGUAGACAAAAGUCCUAUGCAGAUAAGAAAGUACGUGAUACGGAGUUCAUGAAGGGGGAAAAAGUCUUUUUAAAAGUAUCCCCUAUGAAAGGAGUUAUGAGAUUCGGUCGGAAAGGCAAGUUAAGUCCUAGGUACAUUGGUCCUUAUGAGAUUUUGGAUCGAAAUGGGUUGGUGGCAUAUAGACUUGCUUUACCUCCGAGAUUGUCUGCUGUUCAUCCUGUAUUUCACGUGUCUAUGCUAAGACGAUAUGUCGGUGAUGAUAGCCAUAAGAUUCAACCAGAGGAUGUGGAGCUCGAUGAAAAUUUGACUCAUGAGGAGGGUCCGAUAUCUAUUCUUGAUAGGCAAGUGCGACAAUUGAGGUCGAAGAAGGUAGCUUCAGUCAAAGUGUUGUGGCGUAAUCAUCCAACCGAGGAGGCUACUUGGGAGUCUGAGACGGAUAUGCGAGAUAAAUAUCCUCAUUUAUUUGACGCGACAGGUAUGAUCUAGAUCCGUUCGAGGACGAACGUCAUUUUAAGUGGUGGAGAAUGUAAUAACCCAUAUUUUUUUAGGCUUAGUUGGUAAUUUAAAUAAAAGAAGGAAAUAAAAAAAAUUAUAUGUAGAAGAAUUAAGUGGUACAAAAUAAAAGAAAAGGAGGAUUAAAGGGUCCUUUAGGAAAAAAAAAAAGAGAUGUGGGCUAAGCCCACAAAAAGAAGAAAAAGAAAAUAAAGAGAAAAAGGAAUAAGAGUCUGAUGAGCAUCAGACGUGAAUAGAAAACUAGAAACGAUAGAAGCAGAAACAAGGAAAAAAAAACGCAGUAGAAUAAAGGGAGAAAAGGAGAAGACGGGAGAGGAGAAAAAAAUAAAGAUUUUCCUCCCAAAUCAUCAAGGUAAUGACUCUAAUAUUUUAUUUAAGUUUAUUACAUAAUUAUGGGUAAAUCUUUAUGGUGAA